CGGGCGGACUCCUUUCCUGCCUCCAGGGGGCAGCGGCCACGGCCAGGUCCCUUCGCUCACCGCUGGGCACCCUCGCCGCUCUUCCUGUCGCCGGGAGUGGCGGGCCGACCAGCGGGCGGCCGGGUCAGCGGCCGCCAUUCCCGUGUCUCUCCGCCCGCGGGGGCCGCCCGAGCCGGCCACCAUGCCGCUGGGCCUGAAGCCCACCUGCAGCGUCUGCAGGACCACGUCGUCCUCCAUGUGGAAGAAGGGCCCGCAGGGGGAGAUCCUCUGCCAUCACUGCACGGGCCGGGGCGGCGCGGGCGGCGGGGGCGCCGGCUCGGGGGUGGCCGGCGGGACGGGGGGCAGCGGCGGUGGUGGCGGCUUCGGCGCGGCGACCUUCGCCAGCACCUCGGCCGCCCCUCCGCAGAGCAACGGGGGCGGGGGCGGCAAGCAGAGUAAGCAGGAAAUUCACAGGAGGUCUGCUCGGCUCAGAAACACUAAGUACAAAUCUGCUCCAGCUGCUGAAAAGAAAGUUUCCACUAAAGGAAAAGGGAGAAGACAUAUUUUUAAAUUAAAAAAUCCCAUCAAAGCUCCUGAGUCAGUGUCCACCAUAAUCACUGCAGAAUCAAUCUUCUACAAGGGAGUGUAUUACCAAAUCGGUGACGUGGUUUCUGUGAUUGAUGAACAAGACGGAAAGCCGUACUAUGCUCAGAUCCGGGGUUUUAUCCAGGACCAGUAUUGUGAGAAGAGUGCAGCCCUGACGUGGCUCAUUCCCACUCUGUCUAGCCCCAGAGACCAAUUUGACCCCGCAUCCUAUAUCAUAGGGCCAGAAGAAGAUCUUCCAAGGAAGAUGGAAUACUUGGAAUUUGUUUGUCACGCACCUUCUGAGUAUUUCAAGUCACGGUCAUCACCAUUCCCCACGGUUCCCACCAGACCGGAGAAGGGCUAUAUAUGGACUCACGUUGGACCUACUCCUGCAAUGACUAUUAAGGAAACAGUUGCUAACCACGUGUAGUUAACAAAUCAAAACUGGAUUUCCAGUUAUUUUAUAUUCAUACUAUUAUAAGAUAUGCCACAUACUUCUUUAAUGAAAUUCUUAAAUGGAAAAAGGUUUUUUCCUACUAUCCAGUAAUCAUUAGAUUGUUUAUUACCAGUCACUUAGCAAAUUAAAAGGGAUAGAAAAGAAUGAAAUAUAUUUUGAAGUUAAAUAUUAUAUUCUAUAUGUGUAUCUUCCAGGCAAAGGCAGUAACUUCCAGGGAGACCAUUAGGAAAAGGUAGUGUCUAUUUUUCCUCAUAAUUUAUUUCUAGAGACUCUCAUAAUGGAUUUUAUUUUUCUACAAGAAAUAAAUAUUAAUUAAAGUUUGAAUUUCUGACUAAGGGCUUAAUCAAAUAAAAUGUAGCUGUGACCAACAGUGUCAAUCUGUCACAAAGCCACACAGCCUCAUUUUCUCAUCUAGAAAAUGCUGUGCCAGACUUUUGGCUGCUUUAACCAUAAGGAAAGUGAUUGGUGGAUGAUUUUAUUAGCCCAGGUUUUUAAAAACUUUCUUCUAAUUCUUCAGUAGCAAAAGGUAUCCAGAAUCAUUUAGUUGGUCUUAAUAGAUGUGCUCUUCACUAUUUCUCCGUCAAAAGGAGGCUUCCAAUCAAACCGUAAGAUUUUAUAGUACGGACAGUCAGCUUUACCAGAGCCACAUGGGGAACAUGUACUGGUCAGGCAUCCCAGUUGGUAGUUCUUGACCACCAUUAGAAUGAUGGCUGCGCAAUCAUUAAAGUGAUUAGAUAGGUCAUUAGCGUUGGUAUCUUUAAAGUCUACCCCAAAGUUAAACCAUCUGCAGUGGACCCGUAGUAACAGGAAUAAAAGUAUGUCUUGGCCUGGGAAGCCCUAUUGUACAUGAAAUUGUCCAGAAUUCAGUGAAGCUCUUACUUCCAGCACAGGCCAGUUGAGUAAGGGAGGAGCAUGGAAGAAUAGGGGAGGAGGGGGUGGUCCACACUUGCCUCCUCUCCUGUCCUGACUUAACCAGCAUUUUUCAUCCCCAGGAGAAUUUGUCAGAAUCUAAGUGGAUCAUAGUGAUUUUGAGCUGUAGCAGCUUUAACUGUCACCCUUUUUCUACACAGUUACAGUUUGUGAGUUAGAAAGAAGCAAUUGUAGAUAGCUCCAUGUACAUGUAAAACUG
Molecule: messenger RNA, 2150 nt
Organism: Propithecus coquereli (Coquerel's sifaka)
Lineage: Eukaryota; Metazoa; Chordata; Mammalia; Primates; Indriidae
Gene: GATAD1
Product: GATA zinc finger domain containing 1
Exons: 5
Coding region: 182-994 (270 amino acids)
Biological process (GO): chromatin organization; regulation of DNA-templated transcription
Cellular component (GO): nucleus
Molecular function (GO): zinc ion binding; sequence-specific DNA binding
Source: RefSeq, a predicted model, not a curated record